Messenger RNA from Propithecus coquereli (Coquerel's sifaka), 732 nucleotides. Its product is annotated as SIGLEC family-like protein 1. Gene Ontology annotation, biological process: cell adhesion. The transcript is spliced from 4 exons. Gene Ontology annotation, cellular component: plasma membrane. Gene Ontology annotation, molecular function: sialic acid binding. The record is from RefSeq and is a predicted model, not a curated record. NCBI's taxonomy places the organism in Eukaryota, Metazoa, Chordata, Mammalia, Primates, Indriidae. Bases 1 to 732 code for a protein of 243 amino acids.
AUGGACUUGGUCAAUAUCCACAGUUUUGGCUUUUCCCCUGGGGAGCCUGUUUCAUUGGACCUGACUCAAAACCCAGAGCUUCACAUCCCAGAGAUUCUUGCAGCUGGGAAGCCUAUGACCUUGAACUGUACCAUCAAAGGUAUCUGCGAAGAAACCAAAGCCCUCUUCCUCCCCUGGAAAGGGCCCACCAUGUCCUCCACCUCAGGCGUCUCCCGCAACUCCCCUUCCUCGGUGCUGCACCUCACCCCAAAGCCUGAAGACCAAGGCACCACCCUCAGAUGUCACUUGAACUUCUCCCUAGCUGACUUGACCAGAAGUAGCAUGGCCAAGCUCCAAGCAAACUCACCUGCCAGGCUGUUCGACUCCUCCUGCUCCUUGGAGAAGACGCUGCAGUGCAGCUGUUCCUUCCAGGGGAUCCCCACACCCUCCAUGCGGUGGUGGGUGGGAGGUGCCCUCGUGGAUGUGAACAGCAUGGACAACAUCUGCCAGGUGACCUCCACCACACGUGCCCCGUGGGCCAACAGCACCAUCAGCCUCCUUGGGGAGCCAGAAAAAUUCACGAGACUUUGCUGUGAGGGGAAGAACCAACAUGGAAUCCAUACUUCCAGGAUCUUCCUGUUGCCAGAUAAGAAUUCCGUUUCCAGAGUGUUCAUGAAAGGCCUGAUCCAGGGCGUCGUGUAUGGAGCCAUCGCAGUCACACUGUUGCUCUUCUUCCUCGUCCUCCUUGUGUGA